GGACUCUAGUUGUGGGAAGCCUCUCUCCUUCCUGCUCUCUUUCUUCUUCCCUUCUCCUCCCUUCUCCCCAUUGAGGUUGGGCUUCCCAGGUUAGGCAGCCAUGGUGCUUCCUGUCUCCCCCUCCCCUCCACUUCCAUUGCGACCCCCAAAUCCGAGCAGAGCCCCUUGGAGGGGAGAGAUUGGAGCCAGAUCCUGCUGAAGGGAGCCCCCCCUCAGCCUCCAGAGGAGGACAUUUCUCUCUCUCUCAAUCAAUCCCUUCAGCUUUUCAGAUCCUCAGGAGGGAGGCUUCCAGGCCUAAGAAGCCAGUCUCCCCCAGGAAAGGCAGCAAGAGGGCACUGGGGUCCCCCCUCAAGGAAAGAGGGACCCCCCCACCAUCAUUUGUCUUUUCACACACACCCUCCUGGGAGCCUUCUCCUCAAAGUUAUGGGGGUCCAACUGUAACUUCAGAGGAAAGUGUUCACCUCUCAGCAGAAUCCAAACAAAAUGCCUCCAAAACGGUCCAAAGUGAAAGGUCCUGCGGCAUCAGGUCAGAAAAGACGACCAAAGGGUCAGAGGAAGUCAGAAGAGCAGCCGCAGAACUUUUUUCUGGUAGACAAGAAGGGUAAAGUGGACAUUCUUCAUAAAAAGGUGAGGAAACGCAAAGGCACCACUGCUCCACAGAGAACCUCCUCAGGAGAGAACUCGAGCAUUUGCACAGAGUGUGGGCAAACUUUUGUGCAGAGCUCUGAUCUGAUUAACCACCAGAGAAUCCACUCUGGAGAGAAGCCCUAUAAAUGCUCAGAUUGUGGGAAAACAUUCAGCGUCAGUUCCAACCUGAGUAGGCAUCAGAGAAUCCAUACAGGUGAGAAACCAUACCUUUGCUCUGAGUGCGGGAAAAGUUUUACUGACAAAUCGACCUUGGUUCAACAUGUCCGGACCCACACUGGAGAGAAGCCCUAUCAGUGUAUUGACUGUGGGAAAACAUUCAGCCGCAGCUCCCAUCACAAGCGGCAUCUGAAGAGCCCACCAGGAAAACAGCAAAGCAAAUGCAGCCACCCAGAGGGCAGUGCUGCCACCAACUCAUUGGCUCCUAGCAAAGGCAAAAAGACCAGAGUCUCCAAGAAGCAAAAUCCUCCCUUUGAAAUCCCCCACACAUGUGCUGAAUGCUGGCAGAGCUUCAACCAGACCUCAGAUCUGGUCAAGCACAUGCGCAUCCAUACGGGCGAGAAGCCCUUUGAGUGCAAUCACUGUGGGAAAUGUUUCAAUGUCAGCUCCAACCUUAUUAGACACAAGAGAAUCCACACAGGGGAGAAGCCCUACACCUGUGCUGACUGUGGAAAGAGCUUCACCGACAAAUCUACUCUCACCCAGCAUAACCGCAUCCACACAGGGGAGAAGCCAUAUACAUGCACUUACUGUGGGAAGAGUUUCAGCCGCAGCUCUCACCACAAGAGACACCAACGGAUCCAUGCAGGAGAAAACCCGGUCUCUUUUCUGCCACUGUGGCCUUACCCUAACCAGAUGUAUUGAGAAGUCCUUUGGUGGAUAGAAUGUACAUGGAACUUUUGUCCAGCUGAAGCUCCUGCUCCACUCCUAACCUCACAGCACCAGGAUUUAAUCAAUAUAUUGCUGACACAUUCACCUUACAAUUGCUAAGAGAUAGCAUUCCCCUGGAAACUGCCCAGAUAAUUAGAAUAAUAUGAUAGAACAGAGAACAAAUUUCGAAUCUUGUAAGUCAGAACUCUAUAUCAAAUUGUUUGGUGGGUGUCAUUGGAGCUCUCUUCUCUGGACCCUUCUUCCAUCUUUUGCAAGGAUUCCUGUCUUUUCCAUAUCUGUUCUUAAACAUUCUUUUUUAUUGAAUGGUAUCUAAGA
Sceloporus undulatus (fence lizard) is the source of this 1851-nucleotide messenger RNA. Its product is annotated as zinc finger protein 501-like. Bases 484 to 1509 code for a protein of 341 amino acids. Gene Ontology annotation, biological process: regulation of transcription by RNA polymerase II. Gene Ontology annotation, molecular function: RNA polymerase II cis-regulatory region sequence-specific DNA binding; DNA-binding transcription factor activity, RNA polymerase II-specific. The transcript has 2 exons. Lineage: Eukaryota; Metazoa; Chordata; Lepidosauria; Squamata; Phrynosomatidae. The record is from RefSeq and is a predicted model, not a curated record.